AUGUCACUACGAUUAUUGUCUCGCGCACCACGACUUUAUCGACCACGAACAGCAUUUGCCAUCCGACCAUUGGCCACUGUAAAUAAUAACGCCUCCUCCCCUUCCUCUUCCACACCUGCUAGCGCUGGCGCUGGUACCGAAGCAGCAGCAGCUAUCUCUAACCCGAUACUCGGCACACCACCAAAAGAAGAGCCAGCAGCAGAUACGAUUGUCAAAAAAGAAGAAGAGGGUGACAACAAAAACAAAAAAGAAGGGGUAGCAGCACCGAAUGACAAAAACGGAUAUGAACAUGGUGCCUAUCUUUGGACAUUAGAACGUGUAGGAGCCGUUGGUUUGAUCCCACUCUUCACUACACAGGCUAUCUAUGGCGCCCACCCAAUCUGUGAUGGCUUAUUAGGUGUCAUCUUGCCUUUCCACUUGUACCUCGGCAUGGAAUCUUGUAUCAUCGACUAUGUGCCGAAACGCGAGUAUCCACGCAUGCACCGGGCUGCCAAUUGGGCAUUGAUGGGAACGACGGGUCUGGUGAUGUGGGGUUGCUUUGAAUUUAAUACCAAUGAGAUCGGAUUGACCGAACUAAUCCAGCGAUGCUGGACUGCUUAA
Zychaea mexicana is the source of this 600-nucleotide messenger RNA. RefSeq names its product CybS-domain-containing protein. NCBI's taxonomy places the organism in Eukaryota, Fungi, Mucoromycota, Mucoromycetes, Mucorales, Lichtheimiaceae. The transcript is spliced from 3 exons. Gene Ontology annotation, molecular function: ubiquinone binding; heme binding. Gene Ontology annotation, cellular component: mitochondrial envelope; membrane. Gene Ontology annotation, biological process: tricarboxylic acid cycle; mitochondrial electron transport, succinate to ubiquinone. The coding region runs from base 1 to 600 and encodes 199 amino acids. The record is from RefSeq and is a predicted model, not a curated record.